Molecule: messenger RNA, 2092 nt
Organism: Ailuropoda melanoleuca (giant panda)
Lineage: Eukaryota; Metazoa; Chordata; Mammalia; Carnivora; Ursidae
Gene: MSTO1
Product: misato mitochondrial distribution and morphology regulator 1
Exons: 13
Coding region: 72-2039 (655 amino acids)
Biological process (GO): mitochondrion organization
Cellular component (GO): mitochondrion; cytoplasm
Source: RefSeq, a predicted model, not a curated record
ACUACGAACCAAUCGGCACCGAGCGGUGAGUAGGCCGGUCGCGGCUGCGCGACCCAGCGGAGCCGAGCGGCAUGGCGGGCGGGGCCCGGGAGGUGCUCACGCUGCAGUUGGGCCACUUCUCGGGUUUCGUGGGAGCGCACUGGUGGAACCAGCAGGAUGCUGCGCUGUGCGCCCCGACCGAUGCCAAGGAGCCGCCCGGGGAGCUGUGCCCCGACGUCCUGUACCGGGCCGGCCGGACGCCGCACGGCCAGGAGACCUACACGCCCAGACUCAUCCUCAUGGAUCUGAAGGGAAGUCUGAGCUCCCUAAAACAAGAAGGUGGCCUCUACGGGGACAGACAGCUAGAUGCAGCGAUAGCAUGGCAGGGAAAGCUCACCACACACAAAGAGGAACUCUAUCCCCAAAACCCUUACCUUCAGGACCUUCUGAGUGCGGAGGGAGUGCUGAGUAGUGAUGGUAUCUGGAGGGUCAAAUCCAUUCCCAAUGGCAAAGGUCCCCCACCACUCACCGCUGCUAUAGCCCCCAAACUACUUAUCCCCACAGAGAGCAGCAUCAGGGUUUGGUCAGAUUUCCUCCGCGUCCACCUCCAUCCCCGGAGCAUCUGUAUGAUUCAGAAGUACAACCACGAUGGGGAAGCAGGUCGCCUGGAGGCUUUUGGCCAAGGUGAGAGUAUCCUGAAGGAGCCCAGGUACCUGGAAGAGCUGGAGGACAGACUGCAUUUCUACGUGGAGGAAUGUGACUACCUGCAGGGUUUCCAGAUCCUAUGUGACCUGCACAAUGGCUUCUCUGGGGUAGGCGCAAAGGCCACAGAGUUGCUACAGGACGAGUAUUCAGGGCGGGGCAUAAUAACCUGGGGCCUGCUCCCUGGUCCCUACAGUCUUGGGGAGCCCCAGAAAAACAUCUAUCGUCUGCUGAACACAGCUUUCGGCCUGGUGCACAUGUCUGCUCACAGCUCUCUGGUCUGCCCCUUGUCAUUGGGCGGGAGCCUGGGGCUGCGACCUGAGCCUCCAGUCACCUUCCCUCACCUGCAUUAUGACGCCACUCUGCCCUUCCACUGUGCUGCCAUUCUGGCUACAGCCCUGGACACAGUCACUGUUCCUUACCGCCUACGUUCCUCACCAGUUUCCAUGGUUCAUCUGGCUGAUAUGCUGAACUUCUCUGGAAAAAAGGUGGUGACAGCGGCAGCAACUGUCCCCUUCCCCUUGGUCCCAGGCCAGUCCCUUCCUGAUGCCCUGGUGCAGCUUGGAGGAGCCACGGCAUGGACCCCACUGUCUGCAUGUGGGGAUCCUUCUGGAACACGCUGCUUUGCCCAGUCAGUGGUGCUGAGGGGUCUAGACAGAGCAUGCCACACCAGUCAGCUCGCCCCAGGGACACCUCUGCCUUCGCCACUCCAUGCCUGCAGCACUGGGGAAGACGUCUUGGCCCAGUACUUACAGCAGCAGCAGCCCAGAGUCAGGAGCUCUGCCCACCUGCUGCUGGCACCCUGCAAGGUGGCUCCUCCGUACCCCUGCCUCUUCUCCCCAAGCCUCAGCCGGCACGGUUUGGUUCUGGAUGGCCCGCCAUCUGGGGCAGGUACGUGGGCGGCGAACGUACAGGGGAGAUGUCACUCUAUGCCUGCCCAGAGGAAGGCACUGAAGUCCACAGGUAAACAUCCCUUUAUUCACUUGAUGGCUCCCGAGGGGAGUGGCCUUCCUCUGGAGCACUGGCCUGCCAAGGAGACAGCACACAGAAUUCACGGGGUUCAUGCCCCAGCCAGGUCUGUCUGGGCAGCAGAGCCCAAGGUAGGAACACCACUGGCAGGCUCCCCUUUCUCUCCCUCCAUAGCCGUGGAGAGCAUCCCAGUGCUUGGGGCCCUCUGCUCCUCUUCCACCUUGAGCCGGACCCUCGGAGACUUGGCUAGAGAUCUCAGCAAACUGGAUGUGCGGCGCUGGGCCAGCUUCAUGGAUGCCGGAGUGGAGCAGGGAGACGUGGACGAGGCGUUGCAGGAGCUGGGCAGUCUGGCCCAGUGCUACCAGGGUGGGGACGGGCUCGUGGACUAAGGUUUUCCCAUCGAAGGAAAGAGCUGGUUUACAAUAAACACGCGGGUGCAGGA